Dermatophagoides pteronyssinus (European house dust mite) is the source of this 1319-nucleotide messenger RNA. RefSeq names its product MYG1 protein C27H6.8. Gene Ontology annotation, cellular component: cytoplasm; nucleus. The record is from RefSeq and is a predicted model, not a curated record. NCBI's taxonomy places the organism in Eukaryota, Metazoa, Arthropoda, Arachnida, Sarcoptiformes, Pyroglyphidae.
GCUAAAAAUUAACAUUAUCUUGUAUGUACGGUGCAAGUAUUCAUUGAAAUUCAUGAAAUUGUAACUUUGAUUCAAGCAUUGUGAAAGAAACUGAAGAAUAGAAAUAUGCGACUAAACACGUGUAAAACAUUUACUCGGACAUUGAAAUCUCAACUGUCAAGUGCUCAUGAGGUUUUUGGCCGGUUCACAACCCAACAACGAUUUUCGAAUUCUGUAUUAAUCAACCAACAAUUUAAUGUAGCCAUGUCAACCACCACCACCACCGAUAACAAUAUGAAAAUAAUAAAAAUAGGCACUCAUAAUGGAACAUUUCAUUGUGAUGAAUCGUUGGCUUGUUUUAUGAUCAAGAAAUUACCAUCAUUUGAGAAUGGCACUAUUAUACGAUCACGUGAAACAAAUGAACUCAAUUCAUGUGAUAUUGUUGUCGAUGUUGGCGGUAUUUAUGAUCCUGAUUCAAAACGUUUUGAUCAUCAUCAAAAAACCUUUGUUAAAACUUUAAACGAUUUUUUUCCCGAGAAAAAUCCUAAAAUUGGUAAUAUUAAAUUAAGCUCAGCUGGUUUGAUUUACGCCCAUUAUGGACAUGAAAUUUUGGCACGUAUAUUAGAUUGGAACAAAGAUGAACAACGAACCGAUAUUAUUUUCGAUAUGGUUUAUGAAAAUUUUGUGAAAGAAGUUGAUGCGAUCGAUAAUGGUAUUAAUAUGUACGAAUGUGAACCCGUCUAUCAUAUCCAUACUCACCUAUCACAACGUGUAGCUAAUCUAAAACCUCAUUGGAAUGAAGAAGAAACUCACGAAAUUCUUUAUGAACGUUUCUUGAAAGCGGUUGAUCUUACUGGACGAGAAUUUGUUGAAUGUGUUAAUUAUUACGGACAUUCAUGGUAUCCAGCUAGACAAAUCGUAAAGGAAGCAUUCGAUAAACGAUUUGAAAAUGAUCCUAGUGGUCGUAUUAUACUACUUAAUGUUGGCCUACCAUGGAUACAGCAUUUAUUUCAAAUUGAAUCGGAAAAUAAUGCUGAAGGACAGAUAGCAUUUGCCAUCUUUCCGGAUCAUGAUGGUUGGCGUAUACGUGCUGUACCAGUAUCUGAAUCCAGUUUUGAAUUACGUAAUCCACUCAAAGCCGAAUGGAGAGGUUUACAAGCGGACGACGUAUGCCGUUUGUCCAAAAUAGAUGGCUGUGUAUUUGUCCAUUCAACCGGAUUUAUUGGCGGUAAUAAAACAAUUGAUGGAGCAUUGCAAAUGGCCCGUGAAAGUUUACAAUGUAAAAAAUUAAAAACUGAUAAUUAAAAAUUUUUAUUUAUUAAAAAAAAUUUCAAAUUUGA